Anguilla anguilla (European eel) is the source of this 2984-nucleotide messenger RNA. Its product is annotated as lethal(2) giant larvae protein homolog 1-like. NCBI's taxonomy places the organism in Eukaryota, Metazoa, Chordata, Actinopteri, Anguilliformes, Anguillidae. The transcript has 13 exons. Gene Ontology annotation, molecular function: GTPase activator activity; myosin II binding. The record is from RefSeq and is a predicted model, not a curated record. Gene Ontology annotation, biological process: regulation of Notch signaling pathway; establishment of spindle orientation; regulation of establishment or maintenance of cell polarity. Gene Ontology annotation, cellular component: cortical actin cytoskeleton; plasma membrane; cytoplasm. Bases 563 to 2140 code for a protein of 525 amino acids.
GUUUCAUCAGAUACAGCAUAUGCAGGUAACGGGCUAUGUUAUGGUAAAAGGAGGUUGAAAUGAUAUUGUGGUUAUGGGUGCUUUAGUGUUAUUUAACGUGCGCCACGAAUCAGUUAAAUUGUUUAAAAAACACGUUUUCAAACAUAGUUUAAUGUUUACUAGUCAACAUCACGUCAGGAUUCGGGUGUAUAAAGUACCGUUAUCACUAUUUCCUCCCACUAGUCUCUAUAUGUUUCCUCUGAUUGGGUUACCAGAGACAUUUCGUCCAAUCCGACCAAUUGCAACCAAACGUCGCUUCUUCUGGUUGUGGAAUACAGAGUUCUGGAUUUGGGAAUACUGCGUGAUCGUGAGUGUGAAAGAAUAUGUUUAAUACUUCGGUUCGGUUCUGCCUGGAUCUUUUUAACAACUUGACCUUGUAAUGUGGAAAAACGACAAGAACUGUCCUAAGCACGGCUUUGGAGUCUAUACAUUUAGUGCGAUUUGUGUUGAACAGAUAUAGCCAACACCUGGGGAAAUAUCUAAGUAUUUCUUCUUGGUUUGACGUAUCUCUGCUGGCCUCAGUAUGAUGAAGUUUAGGUUCCGAAGACAAGGAAAUGACCCACAGAGAGAAAAAAUCAAACAGGACCUCUUUGCAUUCAGCAAGAUGGUUGAACAUGGAUUUCCUAGUCAGCCUAGUGCCCUGGCCUAUGACCACAUGCUGCAGCUCAUGGCUAUUGGCACUAAAUCUGGAGCCGUGAAAGUAUAUGGAAAGCCGGAGGUGGAGUUUAUUGGUGCGCACAAAGAGACAGCCGCCAUCACGCAGAUGCACUUCCUGCCUGGCCAGGAAAAUAUAAGGGCUUGGGGGGCAGAGUGUGUUAGAGGUGCCCUGUCGCCCUCCUCCAGGUGCACGUUGCACCCAAACGACAGUGUGGCCCUGGAGGGGCCCCUGUCCCGUAUCAAGUCCCUGAAGAAAUCGCUGCGCCAGUCCUUCAGAAGGAUCCGGAAGAGCAGAGUUUCUGGGAAGAAACGUGCACCUGUAAGCAGUCCCGUCAGCAAGGUGCAGAAGCCCAGAGUUCAGCUCACAGAGCAGAUGAGGCCACCGUACGUGGGGGUGACCCCAGCACAGAGGCGGAUCGAACCCCGGUCUGCUGAUGACUCACUCUCUGGGGUGGUGCGCUGCCUGUGCCUGACUGACACCUACCUGAGAGACGGUAUGUCCCAUGGCCCCACCGUGUGGGCGGGCACGAGCUCGGGCACGGUGUACGCGUACGUGCUGGAGCUGCCUCCGCAGAAGUCCUCGGAGCGGGGCGUGGAGGCUGUGCUGGGCAAGGAGAUCCAGCUGAUGCACAGGGCCCCUGUGGUGGCCAUCGCUGUGCUGGACGGGCGGGGCGUCCCCCUGCCCGAACCGUACGAGGCCUGGCAGGACCUGGCCAAGGCCCCCGACAUGCAGGCCAGCCACUCCGUCCUCAUCGCCUCUGAGGAGCAGCUUAAGGUGUUCACGCUGCCCAAGAUAAGUGCCAAGACUAAGCUGAAGCUGACUGCACAGGAAGGCUGUCGGGUGCGUAAGGUGGCCCUGGCCAGCUUUGGCGGUACGUCGGCGGGGGAGUACAGCGAGGACGCCCUGGUGUGUCUCACCAACCUGGGAGACGUCCGCGUGUUCAGCCUGCCUGCGCUGCGGCCUCAGGUGCACUACGACUGCGUGCGCAAGGAGGACGUCGCCGGGAUCACCUCCUGCACCCUCACCAGGACGGGACAGGGUUUCUACCUGACUUCCCCCUCGGAGUUUAAGCGUUUCUCCCUGUCCACGCGGGCCAUCGUACAGGCGCGCUGCUCCCUAGAUGUGAAACGGCCCCAUGACUCACCUGCCCUCAGGGAUGAUGCAACAAUGGCUGUUCAGGCUAAUGGAACACACAAAGCGCACCCUGCUGGAGAGAGCCUGUCACUGCAGGAAGCAGAAGGAGUUCCAGAAGAGAUGCAGAGCUCUCUCUCCUCCCCCUCCCUGGACUCCCCCAGCAGCUGCGCUGACAUCACACUCGACAUCACUGGUGACAUCUCCUCUGAGGAUGUCAAAGAGUUCUUAGUCUCGGAGGACGAGACGGGUAAUAACUUCAGGAACGUCUCCGAAGAACCUGGAGUGCCGCCCGGGAUCCUAAUUAACUAAAGAGUCUCAAAGUAGACCACCGCCGACAGACCACUGCUGUUACUAUACAGCUGCUGGCUGACUGAAGUGGACAGACCGACUACAUUGGGAUGGACAGAUAUUAGAGUUCUCUUUUCUGUUUUCCUGAUCAGGUUUCUUUUAAAAGAAUCCUAUGCUGUGAAUCCUAUGUAGUCUCACCCAUGCAUUGGAUGAUCUGCUAGAAGCACAGGGAACAGGAGAUGAAUGUGCAGGACAGAGAUGGCAUUUGCUCAGGUAGAACACUUGCUGUGUACAUGUGUCACCAGCAUAGAAACUACAGUACUAGUGUUGCCAUGACGCCCGUCAAGGUCAAAUGGCUGAACCUUUCAAAGGAUAGUCUCUGUAGCGGUGCAGGUUUGUUAUUCCUUCUAUAGAAAGGCUUUUCUGACAGCCUGGAGAUCAGAGAAAAGUUAUUUUGGACCCUGUGGGUUUGAACAUAUUUUUUCUGUUUCACAUAACUCGUGCUGACUUGCCCAAGCUGAAGAAAGUUUUCUCAUCAUUUUGAGAUGGACUACAGUAGAUAUACUGUAGCUUUUUCUUCUUUGCAAAAAUUACAGUUGUAAAAUAAUGCGUUAUACAUAAUGAUGUAGUUCAUUUUUACAUACUGUUACUUUACUGGUAAACAUCAGGAAAUUAUUCGGUCAGUGUGUUGAAGUUUACCAUUGACAGAAAGAGUGCUCAACAAGACUUAAAGAAUUUUAGAAGACACCCGUCCAUCCAUCCAUUAUCUACACCUGCUUAUUCCUACUGAGGGUUGUGGGGGGGGUUCGAGCCUAUCCCAGUGUGCAUUGGGCAAGAGGCAGGAAUACACCCUGGACAGUUUACU